Messenger RNA from Paracoccidioides lutzii Pb01, 378 nucleotides. RefSeq lists its product as hypothetical. The record is from RefSeq and is a predicted model, not a curated record. The transcript is spliced from 2 exons. The coding region runs from base 1 to 378 and encodes 125 amino acids.
AUGCUCAUUGGCAUUGUGCGAAUAUGGUCGCAAGCCAGUGACAAUACAAUCACCAAACAGCGUAUUUACGCGUCAAGAGGAGCAAAAUGUAUGAGUAAUCUUCAUCUGUCUCCAAAUCGCAUCACACGCACGUCCAAGCAAAUAUAUGCACCUCGAGGGAUGUCCACAGGAAUCCUUUCCGAUACGCAAGUGGCAGAUGACCUCGUUAGGCUGAGUUUCAUCAGUAGAAAACUAGAUGUGAAUACGUGGGAGUGGGGGAGUAGAGGACGAGGCGUAGAAGAGAUGGAUGUUGAAGAGCACAAAAAACCGAGUUUCGAUGCGGACUGGGAAAUUUCUCUAGAAGCCACCGAAGAGUCCAACGGCGGUAAGGUCAUGUGA